AAAAAAAAAAAAAGAAACCUUCUCGCUGUUCAGAGAGAGAAAGUAAGCAGUGAGCAGUAAGGGGACCUUUACGUACAUACCUACAUAUAUGUAUAUGUAGAGAGAGAAAGUAGUAGCAAUUUUUCCGUAAGAGCUCAAUCUGAAGCAAAUUGCAGUGUUUUGAUGUCCAUUUGCGCGAAUUACCUCGCAUUUCAAAAGAUAUUCCUCGGUUGGAGAGCGUAUUUACUUGGCUUAGUUGGCUGAAGGACUAAGUUGCUCAACAGACUCGGCGCAGUUUUUUAUUACAACUGAAUUUCGAAGGGACUUUAAUGGUUGAGGGCAUCUAGGCGAAUACCCUUUCCAGUCGAAAAAUUCUCGGAUCUUGUCCAAUUUGCAUUACCUUCUUUAGGACCAACUAUAGAAGCCGAACCAUAUUUAAUGUACAGAUGUUGCAGCGCCAAAUCAUGUUCAAGCAACUGCAGGAACUGCAGCGAAGGCAACAGCUCCAGGAAUUGGGCAAUGCCAGAAACCAGGAUUACGUUGACCACCAACUGUCAUCACUAAAACAAGAUCCACAAAUGUUCUCUAUUGGUAAUGUGCAAAUGGCGCAACAUGGUGGAUCCCCCGUUUUUCAAGGGUUCCAUAACGGAUUAGGUCCUAUGGGCCUUUCUCAGCCUCAGUUUGACGUAUCUUCAUAUGGUAACUCAAAUCAAUAUUCUCAUAACCUCCAAGAGGCACCACCGUUUGCCAGCUCAUUUACGAGUCAACAAGGCAAUUUCGGACAAGUCCCCGUUCAAAGUUUAAAUACUGGUUGGCUCGGAAUUUCUCAUGGGGAAGCAUCAGAGAUCGCAUCUGAUUCGUUGGAUCCACUUGAACAGAAAAUAUUGUAUAACACAGAGGAUAAUAAUAGCUGGGAAUUUUCUUUCGGUGGGAAUAGCAAAAUGGAGAACACGUCUUAUAUGGAUGCAUUGCCGUCGACUCAAAAGGGUAGCUGGAGUGCUCUGAUGCAAUCUGCUGUGACGGAAGCUUCUAGUAGCGAUACUGCGAUGCAAGAAGAGUGGAGUGGGUUGAGCUUUCAGAACCCUGAGUUGUCAACUGAAAAUCAGCCAUCAAGUUUCGUUAAUAGUGAAAACCCGCACAAUAAUUGGGUUGAUAGGAACUUGCAAAAUGUGUCCUCUCCAAGUUCGGAGCCGUCGAAUAUGAACUAUAGUCCUCAGGGUUUUAAGCAACCAGAGUACCAAUAUCUCAAACAGAGAGAUGAAUUUCAGCCUAAUGUUUUCUCUUGCUCAACUGAGAAAAACCCCUGCAUUGACUUUUCAGGUCAUGAAUUAAAAGACACUUUAUGGCUUCCCGGGAAUACAUCAAAUUCCGUAUCUGAUGGCAUUCAAAGAGAUUGUUCCCCCGGGAUGCAAUUGACUUCAAAAGUAUCAUCUCUCAACCAAUUGCCGCUAACCGAAACUUCUGUUGCAUCCAUUGCUAAUCCAUGCAACACCAGCCAUCUCGAGUCGCAAGGUUUUGGCUUUAGACCGGGCCCGACAGAUGUCGGGACGACACAGUCACACUCAUUAUUCCCAUCUUUUUCAAUGGGAAACUCAAAUGCCACCUCUGUUUCAAGUCAUUAUGGGAAUGAUUAUAUCAAGAAUCAGCUUCCAGCUCCAUCGGUACAAAGUCACAUGACUACUAAACUCCCAGCAUAUAACGCUGCUUCCUCCCAAGUUAAUCGUCAACUGAAAACUGCCAGCUUUAGCGGUCCUGAGUUUCCAUGGUCAGAUAUUAACUCACAGCAAGAUAUGUCUUCCUCAAAACCGAACAGGUUCUCAGACAGUUUGUUUCAGUCCCCUGAUUCAGCUUCCAGCAGUCUAGAGACUACUUCGGGAGCUCCAAGUGAGCAGCCCAAUCAGAGCCGUUUCAAACAUGAACUCAACGUGCAAGAAUUCCGCACAAACUCUGGGAAAUCAGGAUAUGGUGAACAGAGAUUUGAGAAAGAAAGUUCCUUCGAUGAGGGCUCGACUGAGAUGCAUAAUCCAACAUCUCUAAGCAUAAAUAUGCAGACACAGGAGUCUUUAAGAGCCUUUGGCCACUCUUUGCAUCAAAAUGACCCCCUUCUGCACAAAUUGCAUUCUCCUAGAAAUGCUGAAAUCGACUAUGGUAAGAAUUUGCCACUUAAAUAUGAUUCGGUCAAUUAUCAGACAAUCGCCAAUGCAAGGGAGCUGUUGUUGAGUGGACAGAAGCAAGUACUCCAAGACAGUGAAGAUAAAAAGGGAUGGAACUUUUCGCAAGACAAAGAAGAUCAUUCAGGCAAAAAUAAUGCCCAGAAUAAUUUGAUUGGCCGCAAUGAAGUUUCUAAUACAGCAUAUCAGUCACCGACCACUUUGCAAAUGUCACCACCCUGGUUACAGCAUUAUGGAACCUUAAAGAAUGGGUUAACUAUUGCAAAUGUGCAUGAAAAUAGUCCGAUUAUGCAAGUAAACUCAGCUAAUGCUAGUCAAGGCAGUGGCGUAUGGCCAUCUUCAGCUGUCGCCUUGAUAGCGAGUCAACAUUUAUCGUCCCCUAGCAUGUUGCCUUCAAAUGUCUCUAAUUAUCAAAAUUUGGCUCUUUCAAAACCAAUGAAGCGCAAAAUUAUUGCAUUUGAAAUGGUGCCCUGGCACAAGGAAGUGAAUCAUCAAGAACCGAGGCUUCAUAAUAUCAGAAUGGCCGAGUUAGAAUGGGCACAAGCUUCAAAAAGAAGGGAAGAGGAGGCUGAAAUUGUUGAAGAUGUUGUCCCAUUGGCUCGAGCAAAAAGGCGGCUCAUUUUUACAACACAGCUUAUGCAGCAGGUCUUUAGACCUGCCCCAGCAGUUAUUCUCUUUGCCGAUGCCAAAUCAAACUGCGAUGACGUGGCAUAUUCUGCUGCUAGAUUAGCAUUAGGGGAUGCAUGCAACUUGAUUAGUAAUCUGCCACCUGAUAACACUGACAUAUCACCAGACAAGCUGAGGACUUCGAAGAAACCCCGUGUCUGUGAUUUAUCGAAAGUCGUGGAAGGCUUAAUUAAUCGAGUGCAGAAGCUUGAAGGUGAUCUAUCGAGACUGGACCAAAAAAUAUCGAUUGUAGACAUCAAAGUCGAAAUCCAGGAACUGGAGAAGUUCUCCACAAUCAACCGUUUUGCAAAAUUCCAUGUCAAGGCCCACUCGAGCACAGUUGAUUCCACAUCAUCUUCUGGCCAAUCAACUGUACAAAAACCGAACCCCCAAAGAUAUGUAAGGGCACUUCCAUUACCCAAGACUUUACCCGAAGGGACAGAUUGUCUUUCCUUGUGAUCAUCGAUGAAAGUAGUAAUACUUAGGCCUUAACUCCCUCAUAACUACUCUGCAUUGUGUUCCGUCUCUGCCAAUAUCUACUAACAUUUUCCUGGCCCAUGAAAUCGGACAAGGGGAAACAUGCAAGUGAAAUCAGGUUAUUGUUCUUGACUUAAAUCGAUUGAGACCCUUCUUCAAUUUUGAUGUAGUAUACAUAUAUAAUAUAUAUAUUGGUCUCUGUACAUGUGCAUGAGAGAUUUUAGGAGCAGGCCGCUGACCUUUUAAGGAUUAAUUAAAUGGAUUUGUAAUUGUACCGUUUCGUUCGUUUUAGUGCAUACUGUUGAAUCUUCUGUUGUGUAA
Erythranthe guttata (spotted monkey flower) is the source of this 3614-nucleotide messenger RNA. Its product is annotated as dentin sialophosphoprotein-like protein. Lineage: Eukaryota; Viridiplantae; Streptophyta; Magnoliopsida; Lamiales; Phrymaceae. The record is from RefSeq and is a predicted model, not a curated record.